Molecule: messenger RNA, 5706 nt
Organism: Carassius auratus (goldfish)
Lineage: Eukaryota; Metazoa; Chordata; Actinopteri; Cypriniformes; Cyprinidae
Product: histamine H3 receptor-like
Exons: 3
Coding region: 3835-5202 (455 amino acids)
Biological process (GO): adenylate cyclase-inhibiting G protein-coupled acetylcholine receptor signaling pathway; chemical synaptic transmission; G protein-coupled receptor signaling pathway, coupled to cyclic nucleotide second messenger
Cellular component (GO): synapse; dendrite; plasma membrane
Molecular function (GO): histamine receptor activity; G protein-coupled acetylcholine receptor activity; G protein-coupled serotonin receptor activity
Source: RefSeq, a predicted model, not a curated record
CUCAGUAAUGGAUGUCUUUGAUUUGGUCUACAGAACCAUGGCAGCAAAUGUGAAAACUGUUUCCCCAAAGAACGACUCUAAUAUAGUUUCUGAUCAAGAAAUAAAGCUUCUCUGCAAAUAACUGCAGUAUCUCAGUAAAUGCAGUGCUGUGACCCCACAGUUAGUCUGAACAAAAAUCUGAACUGUAACCAAAAGACCUCUCUAAUCUUGGGCAACAGUUUCACAUUGGUGUAGAUGACAUCUGAUGAGGAAUUGUGCUAUAUGUAUAUAUAUAUUGAUAGAAAUAACUCCUGCUCAAGACAAUACCAUGCUCUUUUUAAAGUGACAAAUAAAUUUGUGAUAUGCAACUUGGCAAUUAGAUGUCCAAACAGUUCUUGUAGAAAAGAUUGGUUAUGAUAAGCAAGGUUAACUGAACCUUUGAUUUCCGCAGAAGAAUCAAGCUAAUUUUUGGUUUGAAUAAUUGUAAUGCUGUGUUUCGACAGUUUAAACCAUAACUCCAACAAGAUAACCAUUGAUUUUGACUGGAAAAAAAUUAAUCCGGGCAAGUCUGGCAGCUCAUUUUUGCCCUGGGUAAUGGAUGUCUUUAUUUGGUACAAAGAAUCAUGGCAGCAAAUGUGAAAACUGUUUUCCCUAGGGAUGAAUCCCGAAGCAUUAAAUUAGCAUUGACUAAACCAACAUGCUAAUUUUCUAUUUGACCACCAAACAGUCUAAACAAAUCACAUCUGAACUAUAACCAGAAGAUCUCUUUUACUUUGAGCCACAGAAUAAUGUUAGUGUAAAUGACAUCAGGUGAGGAAUUGCACUAUAUUUGGAUGGAAAUAAUUCCAUAAUACACCAGACAAUGCCAUGCUGUGCAUUGGCACUUUUGAAAUUGUCGAAGCCAGUUAUGUGACAUGAAAAUUGCCAAUUUGAUGGCUAAAAAGUUUUGUGACAUGCGAAAAUUCAUAUCUGCCAAAGAGUUGUUGUCGUUGUUGUUGUUUUUUGGUACAGAUAGUUGGACUGUACACUUGAACAUGCAGUGCUGUGUUUCGCCAGCCUAAAAUGUAUCUCCAACAUGCUAAUUAUUGAUUUGACUGGGAAAAACUUGCUCAAGGAUUGUUUGGCAUCUUAUCAUUGCUCCAACUAACUUUCUUUCGACCACAGCAUCUCUAUCACACACCACUAAAUGCCAUGUCAGAAAAACCUUAACUACAAAUAUCUUUACAGUAUGUUAGAAAAUACCAUGCUUUGUUUAGGUACAUUUUAAGCAGCCUAAGCCAGAUCUCCAACAUGCUAAUCAGCCAUUUGGUGCAUUGUGAGAAUAAAUGCAAUAUUGAACUUCACAACUCGACUUGACCAGAUAAUAUCCCUCCAAACAUAGACACCAAGAGAGAACCAUUAGCAUUGCAUGAAAGUGUCUAAUUUGCAUGGUGGAUAAGAAACCCUUCCCUCUUGUAACCUGGCUGACAACAGUAUCAAUGAAUAAUAUUAAUCGUGGGAGAAAUCAAAUCAGCACAUUAGCUGUCCUCCGUUGAGGCCUUGGGAAGCAAGAAGACCAGAGCAGAAUGAUAAUUCAUGUUGUUUUAUCGUCUCAAGUGGCAUUUGGAGAUGGCCGUUGUUGUUUGUUUAAAAAAGGGGUCAGGCCUCUUCAUCUCUGGAGAUCAAACAUCAGAAGGGAGCAGACAAAAGCUUAUUUCAUAAGAGUCUCUGCUACUUCUUUAGAAGGUGAUAGAGCAGAUCCCAGUUGAAACGAGUUGUAGCUCUCGCUCUGGGCUCUGGGAAUACGCGGAAUUCUGCUUCCUCUGCAAGAAUAAUACAACAAAGAACUUGAUUGCACUUAGCCUCUUUCCAUGUUAUCUUCUUCUGGCACCUGCCUGAAUGUUUUUAGUCCAAAUGCUUUAGUGUUUGAAAUCCCUGCUCAUUAGCAACAUGAAAUGUUGCAAACUGAAACAAGACUAAGAAGGCUUUAACCCUUACAACAACACAACUCGCAAAAAAAUGGUGGAAUGAAAGCUUUUCUUCUUUAGAAUAAAAUGCAUCAAUCAAAUAGCAUCCGUUUUGAUCUCAUGGUGACUUUUUAGGCUUUAAACUAGUUGGGCACUUGUGUCAGAUUUGGCAUUGAGAUCUUCCAGGAAUUAGAUGUUUUACUGUGCUUUUAUAGCAUUUGUUCCACGUUUUAACAACACACUUAAGCUAAUCGAAUCACUCCCCAGCCUCUCAAGUGACCCUCUUUGCAAAUGAUUGGUAUCACUGUGGGGCCUAGAUAAGAAUCCCUAGUUUAAGAGCCCAGGGCUUAAUUAGCCCAUCGUAAUUAAAGUAGAAUGACACAUUUAAAAGGGUUUUAGAUAGAAUUUAACUGCACAACUGCUGGACUAAUGGAAGUUAAAGGAGCUGCGCCAUGCAAUGCCACUAAAUUGGAUUUCACAGAUGCACCAUUAUUUCAGUAUCAAUGUCACGCAUGUGUGUGUGAAAUGCAGGGGCAAAGUGUCUCCUACCGUCUUGCUCUGGUGCACAGCUGAGGAAGAGCACACAGGGCUAAAGUCAGUCUUUUGUGUCAGUAGGGAAAUGACUCACGCAGGAAAAGAAAACCACAUCUCUGACAGCGAGAGUAAUUAAGAUUUUUUUAUACCUAGAACACAGACUUUAGGAAGAGGAGGCGUACUGUACAUGGUGUGCAAUUUAAAACUUAAAAGUGCAAUUAGGAUGUUUAUUUGUCAUGCCUUUAACGCCAUGUACUCUGAUUGAGGCAUUAACCUUUUUUUCUCUCUUAAAUGCUUGAAUUUACAGUCUGUUUUUUCCAUCAUGCCUUAUAAAAGGCGACAUAGUAUAUAAUGUAGUUGAGGCACAGCCACUGGGUAUGGAAGGAAUGCUUUGAAGAAAAUAACCUGCCUGAGCUUUGCCUUGAGUGGAUGGCAAUAGCUGCUGUCCAUGGUUCUGAAACCACUGAACAGCACAAGAGCACUAAUACACUAGUCAAAAAAGGUGGACAGGAUUCAUGUUGGAAUUUCUUUCAUCAUUCAAAGCCAGUCCUAAAGAGUGGGAAGGGGAAUUGGUUCAGAGGAUUUUAAAUAGAUUUUGAAUGACAUGCGUACAUGAUUUGAAUUUUGGGUUAACUUGAAAAAUAUUAAAUUAUUGCCAUUGUAAACGAAUUCAUGAGUAUCUUUGUUAUUUUCCCUUAAAAUGUCUAAACAUUCAUAAAACGCAAUAAAAUACUAAUUUGUUCCGUUUUCAGGUGAUGUAUUUGAAAAACAUUGUCCCUUAUGACUGGUUUGUUGUCCAGGGUCACAGUUGUAUUAAAGAUAGAAUAUCUGAAAACAACUUAUACUGUGUUUGGUUUUUAAGUAAAUGUAUGUUGAUUCUCAAUGCAUGGGUCACUCAAGUGUGUAUAACAACUAUUUAAGCAGAGCUAUACAAGUAAUCGCACUGUGUGAUUGAAUUAAAAUAAUAUUCUCUGUACUCGGACAAAUGGAGGGAGGAAAAUGUUCAUUGCACUGUAUGCAAUUCUGGAUAUCAUUCUGCAACCAGAUCCUCACAAAGGUAAGCUGCAAAGUGAACCGCGUUCAUCUCGUGUCUGUCUGAGAACAGCGCGCAACCCAACGGGAGGCGCGAGAGCGCAACAGUUGAUGUGCGCGCAUGACGGGAACGCGCUAUUCUGUUGGAAAAUCGUAGAGCACAAACUUUGCGCUCAGUCUCAGUGCACGGACUUGGAGUUCCCCUCAGGAAGGAGUCAUUUCACUUCAUGUGUUUCUGGUAUUGCACUGGACGCAUCAAAGAUGCGCGCACUCCUCAGGCGUUUGGAGACUCCAACUGGAUGAUGAUUCCGCCGCGCGCUGAAGUUAAUGCAGCCCUAAAGGGAUGAAAGCUCUGCUGUCAUCAUCGCCAGCGGGAAUAGGUUCACAUGAUGACUUCAGACCUGUUGCUGGUUCUCCAGAAGUCCUCGAUCUGACAAUGGUUAACUGCUUCAAUUCCUCUAGCUCCAACAGCACGACCCUCAGCUCGGAUGGGGCUCCGUUCCCAGGGUACACGAUGGUCAUUCUGGCGAUCCUCAUGAUAACUCUGGUGGUCGUGGUGGUGGUCGGGAACGCGCUGGUUAUUCUCGCGUUCGUCGUGGACAAGAGCCUCAGAAAUCAGUGCAAUUACUUCUUCCUUAAUUUGGCUAUAUCAGACUUCCUUGUUGGGGCCUUUUGCAUCCCCGUCUACAUGCCCUAUAUCUUGACGGGCAGGUGGAUGCUGGGCCGUGGACUGUGUAAGCUGUGGCUUGUGAUGGACUACUUGUUGUGUACGGCUUCCGUCUUCAAUAUCGUCUUAAUCAGCUAUGAUCGCUUCUUGUCCGUUACCCGAGCUGUGAGGUACCGGGCCCAGCAGGGCGUCACUCGUCUGGCAGUGGUCAAGAUGUUGGCGGUGUGGGUUUUGGCAUUCCUCCUCUACGGACCAGCCAUCAUCUUCUGGGAACUAAUGGUUGGAGAAAGCAUCGUUCCGGAGGACGAAUGUUUCGCCGAGUUCUACUGCACCUGGUACUUUCUGCUCUCCGCGUCGACCUUCGAGUUCUUCUCUCCGUUCAUCUCCGUGGCCUUCUUCAACUUCAGCAUCUAUCUCAACAUCCAGCGGCGUAACCGGAGUCGCAUGGCGCAUGUGGAGGCCGAGAAGGAGGACGGCUGGAGGGUCAUCGACGGACAGGCAUCGUCCGUUUUCUUCGUCAAAACGCGCAAGGUGUCUUCUAGUGAGCCAGCGACCGUUUCGGCCGUGAUUAAAGAUGAGAAUGAGGUUUCGCCGUCGUCCAGCGGUGAUCCCAGCAGCACCCACUCUGUGUCUUUGACAAUGGAGACAACCAUUAAGAAGCGAGGGUUGCUCAGCAGAUGGUUAAGGACGCGAAUAAUACGAGCGCAGGAGGCAUCAAAUCCGUGCGCGCCAUGCAGAAGCGGAGGACAAGCGCGUCUCUUGAGAGAUAAGAAGAUUGCCAAGUCCUUGGCAGUCAUAGUGUGCGUUUUUGGGGUGUGUUGGGCACCGUACACCCUCCUUAUGAUCAUACGGGCGGCCUGCAGCGGUAGCUGUGUGGAACAUCAUUGGUACGAAGUCACUUUUUGGCUCCUUUGGCUCAAUUCAGCCAUCAACCCUUUCCUCUACCCUCUUUGCCACAGCAGCUUUCGCCGGGCCUUCGCCAAGAUUUUGUGCCCCAAGCGGCAGUCUGUUCGACCACACGAGGAAAGCCCUUCCUGCCAGUGACAAUAUGACAGCAGCUAAAGGGAUUUUAUUCUUUCACACUGAAUAUUGAAGGAUGAAAUAAAAGCACCAAGGCAAGAAAGCGAAACAUUUCCACACAAGCGAAUUCUGUAAUGGAAAUCCACGUCAUUACUUGAUGCAUGUUUUUCUUCUUCUUUGAUGAAACUUCCCAAAAUAAGAUUCUUUAUGAAGAUUUGACCUUUUAUCGAUGGAUAUAAACAGUGCAACUAACAUUGCUGUUGUUAUUUGUCUAUCUUUUGUCUUGCAGUAACAUAGGAAUGGAGUUGUUUCACUCUUGUUAGCUAAUAUAAGUUGCAUGUUCUUGGACAUCUGUGGUGAAAAAGUGAUGCAGCUUGUGUUCACAUCACCCAUAUCAACAUUAUUGAUUGACCGGACAUUCUUCUCCAUGGACACAGUUCAGUGAUGAAGAGGUGAUUUGUGAGACGGCAUUACAACUCAAACGAGAAAGGAAAAAUAUUAAGUGUUUUCUACCAUUAAAAUCAUGAG